Messenger RNA from Durio zibethinus, 2792 nucleotides. RefSeq names its product putative inactive receptor kinase At2g26730. The record is from RefSeq and is a predicted model, not a curated record. Gene Ontology annotation, biological process: protein phosphorylation. Gene Ontology annotation, molecular function: ATP binding; protein kinase activity; protein binding. Lineage: Eukaryota; Viridiplantae; Streptophyta; Magnoliopsida; Malvales; Malvaceae.
UGGAACUGUCAGUCACGUUGUGAAUGAAACAACUGACAAUCAGUCAGUCAUUUAACUUAUUUUUCUAUUUAAGGGAUGCUUUCAGCUGAACAAGCAAUUUGCUCAACAACCUGAAGCUUGCUAAAACUACAUGGUUUCGGCAGAGAAAUUCCAUGUGCGUCGUUUACUUUCAUUUGAUUGCUGGAUUAAGAUCCAUGACAAAGCUGCAUUUGUAGAAUACAUAUAUGUUUUUCUAGAGCCUGAAGAAUUGGCUUGUGAGACGCCAACUGAGAAAGACAUGGCAAUUCAGAAAUUCUUGUCCUUUUCACUUCGCCGGCGGUCAAUUUUAAAAUGCCAUUUGGCCGUUUGGCUCUUUUUAAGUCAUUUAUUGACAGACAUUUCCAGAACAUAACAAACCAUCUUUGUAAAUUCAGCCAUUUGGCAAGCAAAAAUGAUCAAUUCAACACUUCCCACCUUGUUAUUUUCUGUACGUUCUACAACAAUUCAUGAUCAAGCAAGCCCUUUUCAUAAAGGAAGGAAAAGCAGAUCAUCCUUCGCAUUUUACCUAAACCUUGCUUAUUCGUCGAAAAUGAAGCGAGUUUCCAUCGGGCUACUACCCAUUUUGAUCUUUCUCCUCUUAAAUGUGUCAAAUUCAGAAGAUGAACAAGUGAAGCAAUCUCUCGUGGGAUUCAUGGACAAACUUGCAGCUGUAAAUGUAGAAAGAGAUCAAAUUUGGGGUUGGAACAUGACUUCAGACCCCUGCAAAGACAAAUGGACGGGUGUAUCAUGUGAUUUGCAGUUGCAAUCCGUCAAGAAAGUAGUUCUAGAUGAGUUAAAUCUCACUGGAGUUCUAGAUAUUGGUUCAGUCUGCAGGGCAAGUUCCCUCUCCGUGCUUAGCCUGAACAAGAACAAUGUUGUUGGAUUGAUAUCAGAAGAGAUAGGCAAUUGCAAAAGUUUGACACACCUGUAUUUAAGUGGGAACCAAUUAUCCGGUCACCUUCCAGAUUCUCUGAAACAGUUGAGUAAUUUGAAAAGGUUUGAUAUAUCCAACAAUAACUUUUCCGGCGAGGUUCCUGAUUUGUCUCGAAUUUCAGGCCUAAUUACUUUCCUUGUUCAGAACAAUCAGCUUAGUGGAGAGAUUCCAAAUCUUGAUUUCUCCAAUCUGCUACAGUUCAAUGUCUCUAACAACAACUUCAGUGGUCCAGUUCCUUAUGUAAAAGGUCGGUUCUCUGCUGACAGUUUGUCGGGUAAUCCUGAACUAUGUGGAGAAUUAAUCUCAAAGGCAUGCCCACCAUCAUCACCAGCACCGCCAUCAACACGGAAAUCUAAAGAUUCAUCAAGCAAGCAGAUUCUUAUCUACUCUGGUUGUGCAGUUCUUGGCCUUAUAAUUCUGCUAUUUGUUGCCUUUAAAUUAGUCAGUAAAAAGAAGCCAAAAGAAGAGGCUAAUAAGGAAGUGGAAGCAAACACUAGCGGCAACAAGACUAGCAGUACUUCCAACGAAUCCAAGACCACUGAGCGUAAGUCAGAGUAUUCAGUAAGUUCUGCUGAGAGUGGAGUGGCCUUGUCACCCCUUGUAGUUCUUACAAGUCCAACAGCCCAAGGUUUAAGAUUUGAGGACCUGCUUCGAGCUCCUGCUGAAUUGCUUGGAAAGAGCAAACAUGGAAGCCUUUACAAGGUAAUGCUUGAUAAUGGGGCGACAACAUUGGUUGUGAAGAGGAUAAAGGACUGGAGUGUUACAAGUCAAGACUUCAAGAGGAGAAUGCAGAGGCUGGACCAGGCGAGGCAUCCGAAUGUAUUGCCAUCGGUUGCAUUUUAUUGUUCCAAGCAAGAGAAGCUCUUGGUAUAUGAAUAUCAACGGAAUGGCAGUCUUUUCAAGCUCCUCCACGGAUCCCAAAAUGGCCAGGCAUUCGACUGGGGAAGCAGAUUAAAUGUUGCAGCUACUAUUGCUGAGGUUUUAGCGUUUAUGCAUGAGGAGCUCCGUGACGAUGGAAUUGCUCAUGGUAGCCUGAAAUCCACAAACAUACUUUUUAACAAGAAUAUGGAUCCAUGUGUCAGUGAAUAUGGGGUAAUGGUGUUCGAGAGUCAAGACCAAUCAUCCCACUCUCAAUCCAACAGCUCCAAAAACAAUGAUUUGGAUCGUGGCCAAAUCUAUGGGAGCUUUAAAGCAGACAUCUAUAGUUUUGGGGUGAUUCUUCUAGAACUUCUAACAGGGAAGCUGGUCCAGAAUAAUGGGUUUGAUCUGGCUCAAUGGGUGCAGUCAGUGGUUAGAGAGGAAUGGACUGUUGAAGUCUUUGACAGGGCCUUAAUUUUGGAAGGUGCAAGUGAAGAGAGGAUGCUGAGCCUCUUGCAGAUAGCACUGAAGUGCAUAAAUCCUAAUCCUUGUGAAAGGCCAAGCAUAAAUCAGGUUGCUGUAAUUGUCAACACGCUCAAAGAUGAAGAAGAUAAAUCCAGCUCCGAACCAUGACCACUCCAAUACCAUACAAAUGACAGACAAUGUGUGUAAAAAUAUUUGCUCUGGGGAAUUUGCCUGUUGAUCCAUUAAAUCCGACUUCAAAUUUCUGUAGUUUACUAGCCCCUUCUUGUAUGUCAAACAAUUCUUUGCUUCAAAAUUUAUGAUGUCGUGAAAAUUAACUUUUGUUCACAUAUUAUACAAAUAUACACCCAAGAAACAAAGAUUUUCUUUGAACCGAAGGAUUCUCAUAUUCAUAUGACAGUAAAAUUAUUAUCACCAUUCCUACUUGUUUAACAGUCUUUGAUAAAUUGUAGUGCACAUGUAUUGCGUACACAACAAAUAUGACGGACUUCUCAAGAUA